This is a messenger RNA of Hibiscus syriacus, 1007 nucleotides long. RefSeq names its product protein E6-like. The transcript has a single exon. Lineage: Eukaryota; Viridiplantae; Streptophyta; Magnoliopsida; Malvales; Malvaceae. Bases 88 to 792 code for a protein of 234 amino acids. The record is from RefSeq and is a predicted model, not a curated record.
GUCCCUUCUUCCUUCCUACAUAAACACUUGGUGUCAUCGCAAUUUCUCAUCACACACAAACUAUAACGCAAAGCAUUAGCUGCUUCCAUGUCUUCCUCGUCAAAAUUCAUCUCUAUCCUCUUCCUCUUUGCCUUCUUCUCCAUGCAAAUCCAUGCCAGGGAAUUCUUCAGCAAAAUCCCAAGGGUUAACACCAAUGAGAAAGAGACAACUACAACAAGAGAGCAAGAGCAUGGGACGGAGACCACCCAAAAGUCAGAAGAGCAAGAGCCAAGGUUUGUUCCCGAAACCCAAAAUGGUUACGGCCUUUACGGGCACGAAACAGGUGCAGGCGAGCCAAGUUUCACCACCAAAAAAUCCUAUGAACCCUAUGUCACCCCUGUUAAAUAUCAUCCCGAUGAACCCUACAACAGCAUUCCCGAAUCCGGCUCCAACCUCAAAAACACUUACUACUUCAACAAGAACACCUACGAGUCCACUGAGAAGCAAAACUUGGGCGAGGCCAGCUUCACUGAGAAAGGAUGGAGCACCAAGGAAAACCAGAACAGCAACUACUACAACCGCAACAAUGGUUACAUCAAUGGUGAGAGACAAGGCAUGAGCGACACUAGAUAUUUGGAGAAUGGAAAGUACUACUAUGACAUGAAGAGCGAAAACUAUUAUCCAAACCAGUUCGACAACUCAAGGGGAGUUGCUUCGAGGAACGAGUUUAAUGAGAAUCGUUACAACAACAUGGGAAGAUACAACCAGAACCAAGAGGAGUUUGAGGAUUCCGAGGAAGAGUUCGAGCCAUGAUCAGCUAUUGUAUACUGCUCUCAAUUUGAUGUAUGAUUUGUGAAGAUCAUCAUGCAAUACAAGCACUGGCUUUAAUUAGAUGUCAAGUAUGGUAAUUAAUUAGGAAAAAAACAAUGAAGAAGAUAAAAUUUUAUUUAUCGAGUCUUGCGGUUAUUUUCUUGUGAUGUAUUUUUUUCUGGUUAUAGUUCCUUUGCUUUGAAAUGUUCAAGAUUUGA